UUUUAAAUCAUCUAGCCCAGAAGAAUAGAAAAAGCUUCAUCAAACUUCUCAUUCUAUCUCUCUCUCUCUCUCAUUUUCCUUUCUUAUUGGGUGUUUGGCAUCAGAGAAAAGUAGGAAAAAUCAGCAAUGGAUUGUUGUAUUUGUACUUCGAUGCCGUACAUGUUAAGACCUCCGAGGAAGAUGAUAUGUGAAACAUGCUAUGACGGAGCGAAUAACCUUAAAGAAGUCUUAAGUAAGCCUGAAACUAUUGAUAAGAAGGGGACCAAUAAAGGGAAUAAUUCUCAGCCAAAUUCGUGCAAGUCAUUGAUGGAUGUUUGGAGAGUGGUAAACGACAUAAAAAGUGGAUGCGAUAAUCGGGAGGAAAGGCUGAAAUUCCUGAGUGAGUUUGUUGCUGCGUUUAGAGAUAAAAUCCACCCUGAUAUUCUUCUCAAGCCCAGCAACGAUGGGCCUCCCAUUCCAGCCCACAAAGCCCUACUGGCAGUGAGAUCAGUAGUGUUGAAGAAUAUGUUAGAUUCGGAACAUCGGUUGAAGGCCCCACCAACAGAGAUGGAAACACUGUCGGAGCUGAAACAUGAUGAGUUGGAGACUUUGCUGGAGUUCUUGUACAACGGUGUCCUCUCCGAAGAGAAGAUGAAGAGACACGUGUACGCAUUGUCAUUGGCUGCAGACAAGUACUAUAUCCCAUACUUGAGGAAGAUCUGCGAGCGCCACAUGGAUCGUUCUUUGUGUUUAUUCAACGCUAUGAAUAUUCUUGAAAUUGCUGAUGUUUGUUCUUAUACGGUUUUGAAAGCCAAAGUCUUGGCCUUCUUCGUCGAAAACUUGAUGGAGCUUGUGCAUUCUUCUGAUUUCUAUGUCUGGUCUCUCAAGAAUCCACAUUUGACUGUGCAAAUUAUGAGGACUAUGGCGACCGAUUCUAAAAAUAAAAGAUUUUGACUUUCAUUUUUAUUUUUAGUCCUCAACAUAUUACUUUUGGUUUUUCUUGAUUUAUUAUUUUUCCUGAAAUUUUACAUUUAUUUUAUCAUAUGUUAGAUUGGAAUAAUUAAAACUUUCUCUGCUUCCAA
This is a messenger RNA of Humulus lupulus (European hop), 1061 nucleotides long. Its product is annotated as BTB/POZ domain-containing protein At3g56230. Bases 127 to 933 code for a protein of 268 amino acids. The record is from RefSeq and is a predicted model, not a curated record. Lineage: Eukaryota; Viridiplantae; Streptophyta; Magnoliopsida; Rosales; Cannabaceae. The transcript has 3 exons. Gene Ontology annotation, molecular function: protein binding.